UUUGCUGUUUUUCAAAUAUUAAAGGUUCCCUUUGUCACCUGGUCGAUUAGCCUUCAAAGGGAAGCGGAAGACUGGGUCAAGUAUCUUGCAGAGAAUAACAAGUUUGGCAUUAGCAAGACCAAUUCUGGGAACUUAUACAUGUCAGCGUAUAGACCGAGGGAAUAUUGUAGUGAAGCUGUUUGGUGGUUCCAUAGCCAAGAAAAGUAUUAUGAUUUCAGAAAUCCUCACUAUGUCAAAGCGGCUAGCAACUUUACCCAGAUGGUUUGGAAAAACGUGAAACAAAUCGGUGCUGCUUGGGCAUUCCGUAAAGACUACAGGCUUGUUGUAGCAAUUAAGUACAGUCCUGAGAGUAACGAGGAUGGCAAUUUUGAAGAAAACGUUUUUCCUCCCAUCGCGGAAACCCUGGGACCAGAAUGGGCGCGGAAUCCCCCUGAAUAUGCCAGGUGCCCCAGGGAGAACAUACCAUCACAGCCUCCCACGAACGCAACCACGAACGCAAGUAAGCCUCACGUAAAAGGGGUAGCGAGGAAGACUGGGUCAAACCUGGAGCUCUUCAUUGUCUCUGUUAUCCUUGCUGGUUUAUUUUCGUAAAUGGCAGUUAACUUUGAGCGACGAGAAAAACCUGUUUGUUUGCCGAGGACACUUAAAAUGCAGACACCCUACUCCCUACAUGUCUUACAGUGGAACUUCAUGUGAUUUUUCGUAGAGAACAGUUGCUACUGUUAUUCUUACACUGGGCUCCAAAACCCGGUACAAUAUUUAAUUUAAAAGUUAUUUAUUGAGAAAGGAGCUUAAAGGUUCAGUUGCAGUGCAAUCAUAAUAAUUAUAAGAACAUAAAUUCUAGCUCUCGGGCUAUUAUUGCACAUUUAGUCUGCUAAUAGACCUUCCCCGCGUUUCAUAUCAUUUACAUGCAUUUCCUGUAUUUUUGCACACCCUGAAAUCGACCCGACUCGGUGCCCUUGGUGGUUAAAAUGAAGGUAAAGUCUGUUUCCGUUAUAUCAUGUUUUUGUUUGAAAGAUCUGGAAUUCUUUAAAGCUAACAGACAUAUGACACAAAGUUGGUCGAGAGGGGAUUCCAAGAUAGACUCUCUAUUUGAUCUUAGUAGUUUUAUAUUUUGAACCUUUUUAAGGACGUUCGCGCGAAAAUUUUCCAGUGGAUAGAUUUUUUUUUAAAUUUUACGGUAGUCAGAUAAUGA
This is a messenger RNA of Orbicella faveolata, 1195 nucleotides long. RefSeq lists its product as uncharacterized. Lineage: Eukaryota; Metazoa; Cnidaria; Anthozoa; Scleractinia; Merulinidae. Gene Ontology annotation, cellular component: extracellular region. The record is from RefSeq and is a predicted model, not a curated record.